UUUUCAAUUUUGAUGAAGCAUAGAGGAGGACUGACUUGAGUACAAUGACAACAUUAUCUUGACUUCUGACAACCUAAGAGUCGAGUCUCUUGCUUUUCUUUUUUAAUACAAAAAAAACAAAAUAUCACUUUUAAUACUUUAACUCCUUUUUUUUGAAUGCACGAGUGUCCAAAUUAACAUUUCCCUUAAUUUUAUGCCCAAUACAAACCAACCACCGGUUUGUGAAGAAUAACAAGAAACAUUUCUUCACGGUCACCUGCAAGACAAAGUGUCUAAAAAAAUCCCAAUUUGCUAAUUAAUCUAAUAUUUGGAUUUGUGUGAUAUCUGAUCAAAAUUCAAGAAAAAAACGAAUACUAUUUGGGUAAAUAAACCACUAAACUCACACUUAUUUGACAUCUGAGUUUUGAGAAGCCAAUUCUUUCGAAGUAUUAUUUUCAACUGUUGUCGUAAAUUUCUCUUCUUUUUUUCUCCUCACUUUUAAUCAAGCAUUAUUCAUAUAUACACUUUAUACGUGUCCCAUACAUACUAUAGGUUUUAGGUUCUGAUGCAUGAAAACUCUCAGGCGAUGCUGUUUUGCCGUUCUCAAAAUAUUUCCCGUACUAAAAUGGCAAGAAACACCAAAAUUUCUCCGUCCCAUGGUACCUUUAGAGAGUCUCUUAACUGAAAUUUUUACCCGAAUGCUCUACUUCCCUUUCAAUUUGCAAAAACCUAAAAGCGAAACGUCCCCCCGCCGCCGCCGUCUUCCUACCUUCUUCUGGAUCUCGUCAGCCGUCCGCCGUUGUCCUUCCAUCUUCUCGUUCUCGUCUGUCGUUCUUUCGUUCCAUCGGCCGGCGUCAUCUUUCAACCGAGCAUCUGAGGUUCCGUCCAGCUUCGACCGCGAAGAGCCGCGACUGCAACUCUUGGCUCUUCGAACAGCGACCGGCGACCAUCGGUCUUCUCUCUUUAUUAUUGCACCCACCAGCUAAAUUGAUCUUGUUGAUGGUCUGUUUAUAUUUUCCAACAAGAGGCACUAGUCUUGUACUUGCCUUUAGUAACCACAAAAAAUGUUGAGGCCAUUCGUUACAAAGGGAACUCUGAGACACAACACCUUUCGCCUUCUACAAUUCAAUCCAUGGAGGGGGUUGCAUAGUAGAAAUAAGAAGGCAAUGGAGCUCAUAGCCAAAGGAUGGAGUGCCUUGAAGGAAGUCGAUAGGGUCAUUGACUAUGCAGAACUUAAUGACAAGCGUCUCAUCCCUCUUCUCAGGACAGCUAAGGAGAACUUUGAGUUGGCUUUGGAGGCUGACAACUCAAACACACAUGCUAGAUAUUGGUUGUCCAAAUUGCAUCUUAAAUACCAUGUUCCAGGGGCAAGUAAAGCAAUAGGGGCUGCUCUGUUAGUGGAAGCUGCAGAUAUGGGUGAUCCAGAUGCACAAUAUGAACUGGCUUGCCAGCUGAGAGUUGAGAAUGAAUAUGUUCAUUCAGAUCAGCAAGCUUUUUAUUAUCUGGAGAAGGCUGUUGAUCAGUUGCAUCCAGGAUCUCUUUACCUUCUAGGAGCUGUGUAUUUGACUGGUGAUUGUGUGAAGCAAGAUAUUGCAUCAGCACUGUGGUGUUUUCACAGAGCAUCAGAGAAGGGACACGCUGGUGCAGCUAUAGCAUAUGGUUCACUUCUUCUACGAGGCGUCCAGGUCCCCGAAUCUCUCACAAAAUUUAAUUCAAAGAGAAGUUCUGCUACCCGAAAAACUGUGAGGGACGGGGCCAGUGUUGGGGAUCCAGUGGAGAUGGCAAGGGAAAAAUUUGAAAUUGCUGCAAGAGCGGGAUGUGAUCUUGGAUUCAAAUGGUUGCAAAGACUUGAAGAGGAAGAGAAGCUGGUCCAGGCUGGAACUACUGCUUAAUUAUGGGCACCUGUAGUUAAGUGCUUAUUUUGUAGAAACAUUUUUGAAGUUGGCAAAUUGAGUUACGAGGAACCUUUUGCUACAUGAACGUAUAUGAGUUUGUUGGCUUAAGAUUGAUGGGAUCCACACUGGGUUGCUCUCUCUCCCUAUUCAUUGUGGGCAGCUUGGAGCUUACAAUCCAAUGCUAAAACAAUUACUGUUGGAUGGUACUGCCUGCUAUAUAUGCUUAAUAAUAAUGGAAUUGAAUGGAAUGUAUUGCUUCU
This is a messenger RNA of Diospyros lotus (date-plum), 2134 nucleotides long. RefSeq lists its product as uncharacterized. Bases 1044 to 1871 code for a protein of 275 amino acids. The transcript has 9 exons. The record is from RefSeq and is a predicted model, not a curated record. Lineage: Eukaryota; Viridiplantae; Streptophyta; Magnoliopsida; Ericales; Ebenaceae. Gene Ontology annotation, molecular function: protein binding.